AUGACGAUGCUGGCCUGUUUCCUUCCUGCUGCAAGGGUCAAGAUCAUCGGGCAAACUCUAGGACCGAAAGCACUAUCUCGACAGCCAGCCUCACGAAGUUUCCACUCCACCAAGAUGAGCAGCAGCCACCCUGAGCCACUAGUCUCGCUAGUCUCCCCUCAAGACGUCCAAGCCCAAGGAAUCAAGAAUUUCAAGAUCUUGGAUAGUUCGUUUCAUCUGCCUAAUUCAGGCCGAUCCGUUCUUGACGAGUUCCGAAAAGGGCCAAGACUUCCAGGCGCCAGAUUGUUCGACCACGAAGUUGUCGCCGAUACCUCCUACACUAUCGAUGGCACCACCAAACUCGGACACAUGCAGCCCGAUCUUAGCACCUUUAAACGUGAGGUGGAGCGCUUGGGCAUCACUAGAAAUGACCAUCUACUCGUAUACGACUCCGUUGGCAUCUUCUCGGGCCCUCGUGCGGCUUGGCUCUUAAACGCCUAUGGUCACCCCAAGGUCUCAGUUCUGGAUGGCGGCUUGCCGCGGUGGAUCAAAGAAGAGUGUCCCGUCGAAACCGGGGCACCGAUCCAGCCCGACAAAUCAGACUAUGAGCUUCCGGGAUUCGACGAGGCGCUCGCGCGCGGGAAAGUGAUACCAUAUGACGCCCUUGUUCGUAACUUCAAGGACUCCGCUGAAGGAGAAAGGAUGUGUGUCUUUGAUGCACGUCCCCGAGGCAGGUUUCUCGGCACCGAUCCCGAACCGAGGCCCGGAUUAUCAUCAGGUCAUAUGCCACAUUCCCUCUCGCUUCCAUUCACAACCUUGUUAACUCAACCGAGCGACUCGGAGCCCUACCGCAAAUAUCUAAGCCCCGAUCAGCUCGAGAAAGUCUUCCUGAAGACCCUGAACAACGAUCAUCAGAAAUGGGAGCAGAUCAAACACGGCCAGAAAGGGGUCGUCGUCACCUGCGGAAGCGGCAUGACCGCCUGCAUCAUCUGGCUCGCGCUUCGUCUCUGUGCCCCUAACGCACAUCAUCCCAGACUCUAUGACGAAAGCUGGACCGGAUACGCGCUCAGAAAAGACGCCCAAAUCCUCAAAUCCUCUUAA
Puccinia triticina is the source of this 1080-nucleotide messenger RNA. RefSeq lists its product as uncharacterized. Gene Ontology annotation, cellular component: mitochondrion. Gene Ontology annotation, biological process: transsulfuration. Lineage: Eukaryota; Fungi; Basidiomycota; Pucciniomycetes; Pucciniales; Pucciniaceae. The transcript is spliced from 3 exons. The record is from RefSeq and is a predicted model, not a curated record. Gene Ontology annotation, molecular function: thiosulfate-cyanide sulfurtransferase activity. Bases 1 to 1080 code for a protein of 359 amino acids.